AUGGGAAAUUGUUUGCGGCGUCAAUCAUCGGCACAAUGGGCCGGCGAUGAUUGGGGAACAUCGGCGAGGGACGACGAUGACGAAACAGGACGUGACACGUGUGAAUAUGAGGGUAUGAUGGACAUAGAAGAAAAGGGUCUUAUUGGAAAUCAUCAAAAAAUUGGUUUUACAACAUCUUCAUCUCCUACUACUACUCAUGAAGUGAAAGUGAAGAUAACAAAGAAGCAGCUGGAGGAGUUAUUAGGUAGGGUUGUUGUAAAAGAGUUAUCAGUGCAACAGGUUUUGGCACAGUUGAUCACUGUUAGUAAUCAAUAUGAAACAAACCAACGGUCCUGGAGGCCUGCACUGCAAAGCAUUCCUGAGAUUGUAAGUCACUAUGCUGAUUUUCAAGUUGGCUUUCAAACAUUUCUUACUCAUUUAACCACCAAAGAUUGUGACAAUGACAUCACAGGAACAAAAAUGAAGGUUUGA
Messenger RNA from Durio zibethinus, 471 nucleotides. RefSeq lists its product as uncharacterized. The record is from RefSeq and is a predicted model, not a curated record. Lineage: Eukaryota; Viridiplantae; Streptophyta; Magnoliopsida; Malvales; Malvaceae.